ACUGUAACAGGGAACCUCCAUCAAUCACACCCCCCCUUCCACCAUUACCACCUCCCUCACUGCUUGCCAUAACCACAUCUGCUUUACCCCUCUUCCUUUCCUCAUCCCUUCCUCUCUUCCUCCUUCUCCCUUCCUUCUCUUCCUCCCCCCCACCGCCAGACCCUCUCAGUUGUGCUCAAGAUAGACAGAGGCUCUGCAAAUAAAGUAAGGACAGAGAAAAGUAUUACGUCCAAAGGAACAUGGAUUGGGAUUUUAAUGCGAAUGGUCCUUUAAGAGUGUUUUGGAGAUCAAAAGAGUGGGAUGAGAAAACUUCAACAUUUACUUCAGAUGAGGCUCUUACAAGUGACAAAACAAAGGUUGUCCAUAGGAGAAGGCCUAAACUAAGACGCCAGAGUGAUCUGGAAGACUCUACUGAGCAGCUGGUUUCUGGUGACAUGGUCACAUUCCCCUGCUCUGUCUGCUACCAAGAACUAAACACAAAUCAGAAUUUUCUCCAUAAGAAACAUCACAAUGCCCUGAGUAUUCUGGGUUUCCAGUGGAUGGGAAGAAGGAAACCAAAGCCCAAGGUGAUCAGUUUUCAUAGAGAAUGUAUAGUUUCUAACCUUUUGAGAUCUUCUACAUACAGUGAAAAAGCCCUUCAGAGUAUAAAUUACGCAUUUGAGCUUCUUUGGAAGAAACACAUCCCAUCAUACUUCAAACUUUGUGAUAAGGUUGGCCAGACUUCUACAUAUACUCCAAGCAGCUACCAUCUGAUGAUUAAAGGUAUAGCCAUCUGUAGCAAUAGUAAUUCAACCUGGAAAGCUGAGCCAAACUGUAAAUUCACGGUUGUGGAUGAUUUCGGUGAAAAAGCCAAUGUGUGCUUCUUUGGUUUAUUUGAUAGCCAUUAUGGAUAUGCAGCAGCAGACCUGGCAUCAAAGGAGUUUCAGGUUUUACUUCUCCAUCAGCUGUCUAUACAGGAUCCUUCCUACCAAAUGACAGCUGAGCAGCAGCAACUGAUCGAUUCCUUUCACACUGUGUUCAGGGAAGAAUACAGAGCCAGAGAAGAGGCCUUCUCUUCCACAUACAAAACCUUCAGAACUAGUAGACGGGAGUAUGAGGACACACACAAAGCCUUUGCAAAGGCAUUUUGGAGAAUGGAUAGGCUUCUACGGCUUGGAAGGAAUGAGGUUUCCCGGGUUCGGUGGAGCGGCUGCUCAGCACUCACUUGUAUAUUAGAGGGUGGGAUUAAGAACCCACAAGCUAAUAAGGACUGGGAAAAAAACUAUCAGCAGGGUUCUAACAGUUCUCCCUUCCCGAAGACUCCACAGAUCAUCUCUGGAAUAUUACACAUUGCAAAUGCUGGAAAUGUACAAGCAGUCUUAUGCAGAAAUGGAAAAGGGUUUUGCCUGACCAAGGAACACACUACACGAAACGUCAAAGAAAGAAGAAGAGUCCUUCACAGCGAAGCAGUGAUCAGUUCAGAUGACCCUUAUGGCCUCCUGGAUGGACACAUAAAAACCACCAGAGGUCUUGGAUUCCAUGGAAACCUCAGACUAAAAAAGUCCAUUAUUCCAGUACCACAAACAAUUUCUGUCCCUAUAGAUGAUUUAUGUCAGUUUCUCAUCUUAGCCACUAAUGGACUUUGGCAAGUUUUGGACAAGAAGGAAGUCACUGCACUGGUAAUUACCUUGUUUCAUGCAUAUAAAGAAACACAUGUUUCUGGCCCUAAAAAACCCUGGCUACCUAAAGACCUUCUUUCCCCACCAGACAGUAACAUCCGAGUGCUGUUCCAGUACCAGCCUGAAAAUGAAGACUUUAUGACAACUACAGAUCUAACAAAAGAAUUAUCUGAUUCAACACAUACUAAAGCUUAUGAUCAUCAAGCUCUAACUGCAGAAACACUUCCUCCAGAAGCGACCCCUUAUGACCCUUGCAGCACAAAAGAAAAUAACAGCUUACCCACUUUAGACAGUAAGCAGGAGAGUGAGAAAGAACUAUGUAUUAAGAACUUCUAUAAAGGUGCAGCUGAGUACAUUGGCUGUGAACUUGUAAGUGCUGCAAUAGAAGGUGGUUCCAGAGACAGCAUCACUGUUAUGGUAAUGUUUCUCAACGGAAGUGAGUAUCACAGGCUGGCAUAAAAACAUUCCAACGACCUAGAACAGCAAAUAGUACUGCAAAGACUCCUGUGAGAACCAUUCCUCAGAACAGGAAGGAAAUAGAAAAGCUGCAGCUUGUAUAUCAUGUGUAUUAUGGUGUAUACUUUAUGUCAAAGACAGAGAAAACUCAGUGUUGCUUUUUACACCACUUUAUUCCAACCUGAGCACCUCAAUAUAAAACUAAACACUGGUGAACUGUUUUCCUUACUAAUUUUGAGUUACUGUAAAAUGUACAAGUUCUCUUAGCAGAUCAACACUUAAAUAGAUUAAAUCAUCUGACACAUGGUAGAUUUCAUAUAAUGAAAAUACCUAAAAUAAUUAGUGCAAUAUACUGAUUAAAAUAAAAUGGACUUC
This is a messenger RNA of Grammomys surdaster, 2489 nucleotides long. RefSeq names its product protein phosphatase 2C like domain containing 1 (gene Pp2d1). NCBI's taxonomy places the organism in Eukaryota, Metazoa, Chordata, Mammalia, Rodentia, Muridae. The transcript is spliced from 3 exons. Gene Ontology annotation, molecular function: protein serine/threonine phosphatase activity. The record is from RefSeq and is a predicted model, not a curated record. Gene Ontology annotation, biological process: protein dephosphorylation. Bases 240 to 2117 code for a protein of 625 amino acids.